AGGUCCGGUUCUGCAGCUGGAAAAUUUUGGGUUCUUGAUCGUUCUGUCAAUUUAGCACUGAGAUCGAGCCUUGGUUUUAAGCGAGUGAGGUAAGUAAAUUAUGCCUGUUUUGUCUCCGAUAUGGUCAUGUUAUUUUUGUAAUCCUACUAGUGGGGGUUAAACACUAGCACAUGUCGACAUGUAUUUUUGUAGAGCCGGUUCCUCCUGCCAGUGGGAGUUGUUAAACACUGGAAUUUCUUGGGUUGUUAUAACACUGGCUGUGACCUAUAGAGGAGACGUCUAUUUCGUUCCCGUACUUGUAUCCGUUUUUCUGAUUGCCCUUGUUGGCAUGCUAUAAGUUUAUUUGACUACUACUGAACCUUAUUCUGCAUAAUGGUUAUCAUUGAGCAUUCCGUUUAUGUUUAAACUGUUUAUCUGAAAUGCUCAAAUUUUACCCACGGGCUAUCCAUACAUUUACUUAUUGAGAUAUUUUAUCUCAUAGUUUUCCUUGUCCACCAUUUCAGGAAGCAAAACCGAGGACGGGGAAACCAUGGGAAGUGACGAGUUAGAAGGCUAGCCAUUUCGAGAUUGAUAUAAUUUUAGAAAUAAAUCAUGUUUUUGUAAGAGAGAUUUUACCUUGUGAUUUUAAGUUUAAGUCAUGUUGGACAUAGAUUUAUGGAAUAGAGUUUUGGAUUUGAA
This is a messenger RNA of Rubroshorea leprosula, 678 nucleotides long. Lineage: Eukaryota; Viridiplantae; Streptophyta; Magnoliopsida; Malvales; Dipterocarpaceae. The record is from the annotation of a GenBank genome assembly.